GGGCACCGGGCAGGCGGAGGCUGCGACGCGCAUGGAAGCGGCGGCGGUCCCGGUCCCGGGCGGCGGUCCCGGCCCCCUGCUGCUGUGCCUGGCCCUCGCCUCCGGUAAGCGGCGGCACCGCGGCCGCGCGGGGGAGUCCUUCCCGGCACGGGGCUCUCGCGGUCCCUGAGCGCUCGCACCCCGUGCUCUCCGUCCCGUCCCAUCCCGUUCUUCCCGAUGCCUACCCGUUGCCAUCCCCGUGCCCCGCAUGCCGUGCCCCGUGUUCCCUCCCCGGUCCCGUCCCGGUGCUCCCCGUGCUGUGUCCCUCGCGUUGAAACCUCCGUGGAGUGGGGAUGGGACGCUUCUGGCACCCGGCAGCGGGACCCUGCCCGCGGGCAGCCUCAGUGCUGGUGGACGUCUGGGUGCGUGCGUAUGUGGACGUGUGGAUCCUGUCCAGCGCCAGCGAUAGAGGAUACUAGGAGCGAGUGCCUGCCCUACAGGUGCCCGUGUCGGAGCAGAGGUGCUCCUUCAGCACUAAAUGAGGAGGGGAGGCAUCCUGCCCCAGAGCCUCCCUUAUGAAGGCACUUGGUUUGGCUGCCUUCAGGAGCAGCACAGCCCCACAGCCCCACUGACACCCAUCACCCUCAUCUACUGGGUGGAUUUCGGGCAGCAGGCAGCCCCCUGGGUCCCAGAUGUGCCCUCUGCCGUGAGCAGCCCGGGGCUCGGCCCUUUGGCGGGGCUGUGUUGUGCUCUGCCCAGUCCACACCCACACAGGGGAAUGGUGCCCGACCUGUUUUGGGGCCACGGUGCCCAGCACGGGAAGAUGAGGACUGUGGGAUCCGGCUUUGGAAGGACAUCUGAGCUGGGUGGGCUGAGAGCGGGCUGCCAGAGACCCCACAGUGCUGCUAUUACCCACAUCAUCCCCAUGCCACCGCCCUGCUGAGGGGAGGCUGCCUGAGGGAGGCUUGCAGAAGGAGGGCAGCUGUGGCAGCUGUUUGCCGUAAGGGUGGGGAAGCUGCCCUGCCGGGGUCGUCCCGUGCUGGGGUGAAGUCAGCCUGCAGCUGGUGCCGGGGGGGCAGCCGGGCCUCAGCUCUCACGCUGGAGACUGCACCCAAGCUUAUUGGCGCUCAGUCACACGACGUGUGCAGUUACAGCAGCGCUGCCUAUUUAUAGCCUGGAGGGACACGGGUGCCAGGAAAGGCUCUGCUGCUGGCUGGGGGACUCAGGAGGCUGCCCACUUAGUCCCUCCACCGCUACCACGGGGCCGUGGCAGGCAGGCCAGGUGGCCAAGCGGCACAGCAUACCCGCCCACCCUUCCCUUCCCCACAUGAUGAGGAUGUGCCCCUGGUGACGUGCUGCCCCGCUGAGCACCAGCCCCGCCAGCAGGACCUGUCCUGUGGGAAGUGGGGCUGUGCUGGGUCAUCGUUGGUGUGCCCAGACCUGGUUACAGCACCACCGUGCAAACCUCCCUGAGGCUGGGGUGGCUGUCCCUUUCCCAUCUGAGCCCAUGAAGUGGCACAAUGGGGCACAGUUUUUGGAUGCCCAGGCUCUUCCAAAGGGGCCACCUGGCUAUCUGGGGCUCUGCCAGCCGUCCUCAUGUCCCCCAAGCCCUUCCUGUUGGCUCCUGCCCCUCCGGACCCCCCAGGUUGCACCACCACCAUGGCAUGGGCAGCGUGCAGGCUGCAAUGGGCCCUGGCUGGGUGCCCGCAGGUGGGAAGCGGCAUCCCUCCCUCCCCGCCUGGAGAGAAGCCGAUGCUGGCCUGGCGCUUUUCAGCUGCGUGGGUGCCGAUGCCAACGUGACCGAGGGGCUGCCCUGCGAGGGCUGUGCAGGUAACGUGACGCAGCUGCGGCGGCGGGGACACUUCUCCCGGUGCCCCGAGGAGUACCGGCACUACUGCGUCAAGGGACGCUGCCGCUUCCUCGUGGCCGAGGCGGCGCCGGCCUGCAUGUGCGAGCGAGGCUACACGGGGGCACGGUGUGAGCAGGUGGACAUCUUCUACCUGCGAGGCGACCGGGGCCAGAUCGUGGUCAUCUCCCUCAUCGCUGCCGUCGUCACCCUCAUCGUCUUCGUCGUCUGCGUCUGCCUCUGUGCUCACCACUGUCGGAAGCAGCGCAGGAAGAGGAAGGAAGAGGAGAUGGAGACGCUGAACAAGAACGCGCCCUCGAGGAGCGAAGACGUGCUGGAGACGGACGUUGCGUGAAGGUGCGGGGGCGGGGGGGUCAGAGGGGACCCCCAAAGCCCCGACAGCCGCCCGCCAGGAACCUGCGGGCGGGUCCCGGCGCCGGCCGGGUGGGCGAGGGGUCGCGCUUGUCACGGUGCUAAUAAAAGGGUGACCGAAA
Molecule: messenger RNA, 2319 nt
Organism: Gallus gallus (chicken)
Lineage: Eukaryota; Metazoa; Chordata; Aves; Galliformes; Phasianidae
Gene: BTC
Product: betacellulin
Exons: 6
Coding region: 1500-2180 (226 amino acids)
Biological process (GO): epidermal growth factor receptor signaling pathway; positive regulation of mitotic nuclear division; positive regulation of cell population proliferation
Source: RefSeq, a predicted model, not a curated record